Molecule: messenger RNA, 1979 nt
Organism: Lactuca saligna
Lineage: Eukaryota; Viridiplantae; Streptophyta; Magnoliopsida; Asterales; Asteraceae
Source: the annotation of a GenBank genome assembly
GUUAGCUACUCAUGAGUCAUGUCUUCAUUUUAUCCUAGAAUUUUAGAGAGAAAAGAAAAUGUGGAUCACGUCGGAUCGGGGUUGCAAGUUGGAGCUCACAAAGCCCGGGCACGGAUGUCAUCUCAUCUCUUCCCCAAACCGCAUAUAGGUUUUCUCUCUCGAUUUCAUCGAUCUAAACACCUCCAUUGAUUUUGUUUUUCUUGGCUAAACCCUCCCUCAUCCAUCUCUUUCUGCAAUCUGCAUCAAGCGAUCUCUAUUCUACUGGCCUUCGUUUUUCUUGGCCAUGCGACUUUGCUUCUCUAGGACCAGGAUCUCCCUCUCCAGAGAGGACUCCUUCCACCCUAUUAAUCAAUAUUUUCAAAGUAUUUCCCUCGAUUUCACCAAUGACCGCUGAUAAUCAGCCCCCUACUUCCUCCUCCAUGCUAUGCAAUGCCGCCGCCGGCGCUGUUGCGGGAGUCCUUGCAGCCACAUUUGUAUGCCCUUUAGAUGUGAUCAAGACCAGGUUUCAGGUUCAUGGUCUACCGCAGCUUAACGGUGGAAGUAUUAGAGGCAGUCUGAUAGUCGGGAGCCUACAGCAGAUUGUCAGGAAAGACGGCUUCCGUGGCAUGUACCGUGGCCUUUCUCCAACUAUUAUUGCCUUGCUUCCAAACUGGGCGGUGUAUUUUACUGUUUAUGACUGGCUGAAAGGUUCCCUUAGCUCUGAUGGAAGUCAUCAGCUAUCUUUUGGUGCGAAUAUGAUAGCUGCUUCAGGGGCUGGAGUGGCAACAACAAUUGUAACAAAUCCUUUGUGGGUUGUGAAGACAAGGCUACAAACACAAGGAAUGAGAAGAGUUGUAAUGCCAUAUCGUGGUACACUGUCAGCUUUGAUGAGAAUUGGUCGGGAAGAGGGUAUCCGUGGCUUAUACAGUGGCCUUGUACCUGCAAUGGCUGGUAUCAGUCAUGUUGCCAUUCAGUUUCCAGCAUAUGAGAAGAUUAAAGGCUAUCUGGCUAGAAGAGAUAACAUAGAGGUGGAUCAACUUGGUGCACGUGAUGUUGCUGUUGCCUCUUCAGUUUCUAAAGUAUUUGCAUCUACUCUCACAUAUCCACAUGAGGUUGUUAGGGCGAGGCUUCAAGAACAGGGACACCACUCUGAAAAGAGGUACUCAGGAAUGGUGGAUUGCAUAAAGAAAGUGUUUGAGCGUGAGGGCAUCCCUGGUUUUUACCGUGGGUGUGCUACAAAUCUGCUGAGGACGACUCCGGCUGCUGUUAUUACAUUUACUACCUUUGAGAUGAUUCACCGACUUCUUCUUGAUUCCUUCCCCCCUCCUCCUCCCAUAUUGUCAAAAUGAAAUAUGAAAUACCCUCCUCUUACCUAUUUUUGAUUUUUGGAAACUACAAAUUAUUAUAGAUGUAGACAGGCUUUUCUUUCUUUAUUGCCACCCAGCCUCUACAAUCUACAUACCAUCAUUUUACUCAUAGUUUCUGAAUUUGAAAUGUAUUAAAUUAGAUUACUGAUUAUAUAGAUUUUUAAAGAAACAAAACGUGUAAUUACUUGUUUUCAUGCUUAUUUCCAAAUUCCAUCUGUCAUUGUAGUUCCUUCUUGGUGAGGAAGAAAAUUCUAAAACCACAAAAAAAGUUGUUUUUACUAAAACAUGAUGAGUAUAGGUUUAGGUGAUUGUUGUUGAACCCUUUCUGUAUGCAUGUUAGUUACAACACACAAAAAUCUAUUAAAGACGAAUUCAUAAUAAAUACACCGCUAAAAAGUUUCUUGUGGUUUGUCCAGCUGACAUCCAAACUAAAUAUACAGUAAGAAUGCACAAGAAAAAAAUCACAAAAAAUGAGAAUUGAAAUCAACCUGCUACCAAAAUUUUUGGGACAUGAAAUAAAGGGAAACAAGGAUGUACACAGACUUGAUGACAUGAAGAAUUGGUUGGGGAUUGAGUAGGAAAGAUUUUGGGAACUGAUGAUUUGAACUUAGGGGUUUAUAGGGAUGCAAUACG